GGAGAAAUGUUGCUAAGCAAUGAGCGGGGAAACUUCCUGAAACCGUGCUGUUGCACAAACAGGGAAGAAACAGAAAAGUGAGGAAAGAAAGAGUCAGUUCAGAGUAGAGACACUCAGCAGAGAUCACUGCAGAGAGAACAAGACAGAAAGAGUGUAAAGUUUGUCCUGUGGAGGAAGAGAGUGGCUGUCUGAAACAUCAGAUCAGGAUGUUUGUUCUCAUCUGGGCGACUCUGCUUUUCUCUGGGAGAAGCAGCAGUGCCUAUACAGGUGCAUCAGAGUGGGGAAGAAGAUCCUGUCAAAGUUAUUAUUACUGUUUCACUCUGCCUGAAGGAGAAAUAACAGCCGAGGCUGGACUCUGUGUUGUGAUACCGUGCUCUUUCACUACUGCUUAUGGAUUUAAACCUCAAAAUAUGGUUUGGUUCAAAUGUGAACCAACUAAACAACAAUGUGAUGAUUCAGACAUGAUAUUCCACUCAGAUAAGAACAUAAGGAUUCAACCUUCAGAGUUUAGAGGACGAGUGUCUCUGCUGGAGCCUGAUGUGAGUCAGAAGAACUGCAGCAUCAUCAUCAAUGACCUGAAGGAGUCAGACUCUGGAUCAUAUCAACUCAGAGUUAAUGGGGACUGGUAUGGGAGUGCAGACAGAGUUACAUACUCUACAAGAGCAACUGUGUCCGUCAAAGGUCUGAGUCAGAAGCCCACAGUGAUGGUUCCUCCUCUGACAGAGGGACAGCAGACCACACUGACCUGCACUGCUCCUGGUCUCUGCUCUGGAUCUGAUCCUAAAAUCACCUGGAUGUGGAGAGGAGCAGGAGAGAAGAACUCCCCCAUCACAGGAAACAUCACAACCAAUCAGGGACGAACCUCAACUUUGACCUUUAAUCCUUCAGCUGAACACCACGGCACCAAUCUCACCUGUAAGGUCCGUUUUAAAUGGGCCGUGAUUACAAAGGAGACCGUGACUCUGAAUGUGACCUAUGUGAAGGAACUUAGAAUCGCUGGGAAUUUAAGUGUGAAGGAGGGUGAGACUCUGAAUCUGAGCUGCACUGUAGAAGAUUUUCCAUCUCCUUUACUUAUCAUGUGGACUAAAUGUUCUGAUCGAAACAUUCAAAAUGGAACAGAAAUUAAUCUACAGAACAACACAUUAACUGACCUGCAGAACAGCAUGGCCACUCUCUCCAUCACUAACAUGACAGCAGAAGAUUCUGGACAGUACACCUGCACAGUCAAACAUCUGAACAAGACCAUGAAGGAGAAUGUUAAUGUAACAGUGAUAUUUGUGAGGAAUCCUGUGAUCACUGGGGAUACAACUGUUAAGAAGGGAGAUGUCCUGAAUCUGACCUGCAGCGUUCAAAGUUUCCCUCUAUCUCAUAUCACCUGGACUAAAUUUGGCUCCAACACAAACCUGCAGAGCGACUUUGGGUCAGCCACACUUGUCAUCCCUGAUGUGUCAGCAGAACAUUCUGGUCAGUACAUCUGUACAGCAGAAUACCUGGACAAGAAUGUGACUCUAUAUCCUCAAGUAACUGUCACUUGGUUUUCAAAGAUCUUAAACAGCUCUGGAUGUGAGGCUCAGUCAGAGGUCAUGACCUGUGUAUGUAUGAGUGAGGGGUUUCCCUUACCCACCAUCAAAUGGCCACUGUUGGAAAACUACAAUGUGCACUCAGCAGUUACCACUGUGUCAAACACCACAGUGAGCAGCACCGUCAUCCUAACUGUAAAAGAUCACAGGAAUACUGCAGUUGAGUGUAUCAGCAGCAAUGAAAGCGGGGAAGCUAAGGAAAACCUCACCACUCGAAUGAGCGAGGGCAAGACUGAAGAAGAUGAUCAAUCCAAGAAAUUAUUUAGAAUUGUUUCACGGGUGGAAACCAUCAUUGCCUUUUUUAUUGGUAUUCUUCUUGCAACAAUCAUUUUCUUUAUGGCAAAAAAAUGCCACAGAAUAAAACACAAUAGCCCUGUGAAUCUGGAUGGGACUCUAGAGAUGGUGACCAAUCAAGAAGAUCCACUGAUAUAUGAUGGUCAAGCAGUAGAAGAUGAUCAGACCCAUGGUCCACAGCAGGCUGAAUAUGUGGCAGAGAAGAAAACAGCCCCUGAACUCAACAGUGAGUCAAAAGACGUGGAGUACGCCAACAUUGAUUUCUCACUUUUGAAAAGAAGGAGUCCCAUGGAGGCAGCAAGGAAGCAUGAAUCCACAGAGACGGAGUACGCUGAAAUCAAAAAAGCAGUAAUAGAGGAAAGAGAAGACGAUGGUCAAGAGGAAGGCGAAAUGUUGGAAGGCAAAGAGGAGGAGGCCAUGAUAGAGGAGAAUGAGGAGACAAACCAUGGUGGCCCAGAAGAGGAGGAAGGGGAGGACAUGGCAGUGUACUCCAAUGUAAAGGACAUAAUGGGUGAGAUUUUCUACCACAGCGCUGUGAUCUUCAAACACAAAUUUCAGCCUGAAAUAAACUCUUCCUUUCCUGGAGGAAAACAACACUGCAUACAGAAUAAUUUCUGUGUCACUUUGACUGAAGGAGAAAUAUCAGCAGAGACUGGACUCUGUGUUGUUUUACAGUGUUCUUUCACUACUGCUGCUGAUUUUAAAGUUGAAAGUGUAAUUUUGUUCAAAUGUGAUCCACCUGAACGAAAAUGUGAUAAAUCUGACACACCAAUAUUUAACUCCAGUAACAGCAAAAAUGUUGAGCUUGACUUUAGAGGACGAGUGUCUCUGUUGGAGCCUGACCUGAGUCACAACAACUGCAGCAUUAUCAUCAAUGACCUGAAGACAUCAGACUCUGGAUCAUAUCAACUCAGAGUUGGUGGUACUUAUAAAGGGAAGGAGGAUGGCUUCACAUUUGAGUCUAAAGCAAAUGUUACUGUUACAGUUCUGAGUCAGAAGCCCACAGUGAUGGUUCCUCCUCUGACAGAGGGACAGAAGACCACACUGACCUGCACUGCUCCUGGUCUCUGCUCUGGAUCUGAUCCUAAAAUCACCUGGAUGUGGAGAGGAGCAGGAGAGAAGAACUCUCCCAUCACAGGAAACAUCACUGCUUCCAAGACUGAGAAUUUAACUGCUGUCACACAGAGAUGCAGUUCAACUCUGUCCUUUAACCCUUCAGCUGAACACCACGGCACAGAGGUCACGUGUAAGGUCAACUUCACAGGAGAUAUGACCACAGAGCAGACAGUGACUCUGAAUGUGAGCUAUGUGAAGGAAUUGAAAAUCAGUGGAAAUACAGCUGUGAAGAUGGGUGAUGCUUUGAAUCUAACCUGUAGUGUCGAUAGUUUCCCUGCAUCUGAUAUCACAUGGACUAUAUCUGGCUCCGACAAAAAUCUGCCUGAAAAACAUAAAACUGAAGCACAAAAACACAGUGGAUCAGUCUCUCUCAUUAUCCAUAAUAUGUCAGCAGGCGAUUUUGGACAAUACAGCUGUACAGCAAAACAUCUGAACAACACACUGACGAUAACAGUUGAUGUAACAGAGAAACCUGUGACCACCAGAACAACAACUGUGAGGAUGGGUGAUGAUGUGUCAUUUUUUACAAAGAUCUCUGCAUGUGAGCUUCAGUCAGACGUCCUGACCUGUGUGUGUAUCAGUAAGGGGUUUCCCUUACCCACCAUAAAAUGGCCGCUGUUAAAGAACUACACUGAGUACUCAGUCAUUACCACAGUGUCAAACUACACAGUCAACAGCACCAUGAUGCUAACUGUGAAAGAUCACAGCAACACUGUUGUUGAGUGUGUCAGCAGCAUUGAUAAAAAUGAAACAACAGAGAGUGACGUAGAACAAGGAGAUUUUCUUGCAAAUUUGUUAACAGCUGUUAAACAGCCAGAAGUCAUCAUUGCCUUUCUGAUUGGGAUACUUCUUUCAGCACCCAUCUGCUGUUUGGCCAGAAAAUGCCACAGAAAAAAGCAGAGGAGAUCUGGAAGCCUGUCUGAGAACCUGGAGAUGGUGACGGCUGAAGCAGUUCCACUGGUCGAUGAUGGUCAAGCAGUGGAAGAUGACGAUAGGACCCACAACCAAGAGGCAGCUGAGGGAGGAGCUGAGGCUGCUUGGCAAUCAGCCCCUGAUGGUGAGGUAGAACCAAAAGAGGUGGAGUACUCCAACAUUGACUUCUCUGCGUUGAAAAGGAAGAGUCCAGAGGAGACACAAGAACCCACAGAGACGGAGUAUGCUGAAAUAAAGAAAGAAGCAACAGAGGAGAGUCAAGACAAUGGCAGCGAGGAAGGUGAAGUGUUGGAGGGCAACAAAGAGGAGGAGGUAAUGAUGGGGGAGGAUUGGGAGACAGAACAGUGUACGCCAGCAGAGGAGGAGGGAGGUGAGGAUGUGGCACUGUAUUCUAAUGUGAAUGAAAUAAUGAGUCAGGCUGAAUGAUUGUGUAGCUCGAUGGAGUCACUUAAGGAUACAUCUCUUUUUUUUCUAAUUGACAAGACAUACAGUGAGGUAAGCUUAACAUUAAACAGAGGCUAGAGCAUGAGAGCAAGAUGGGGUUUGAUAGAGUGCAGAAAUUCAUGCUCAAAUUUGGUGCUGUGUGAUUUGGGGCAUUUUUGUGUGUGUUUGUCUGUUUAUGAGGCUGAUGUAGAUUUCCUUUUCCAGAGAGAAAAAGCAUGUAUGAUAUAUGUAAAAAUAAUGGAUCAAAAGAAGCAGAUACAUGUCAGGCAGAGGUGUAUUUAAAGAUGGGAUGGGCAGAAAGGACAUUAGCAUGGCAGUGUGGAUUGACCUCCUGGAGAGAAGUUGGUCAUGUGUUGUGAUCUGAUGUAAAGGCUUCUCACUUUGACAUGUAAAUGACAAUUCAGCAAGUAGUUUUUACCACAACACUGCCGUCUUAGUGAUUAGCCAUGCAUUCACUCUACUCAACCAUUCCAUUCUAACCACAACAUAACUGUAUAUUUCAUAAUGUAUAUUUCAUUAGACAUGUUAAAUCCAUACAACUUCAGCUUCACAGGACUGAUUGUCCAUUGGGCCAUACUGUCUAUAAAUACUGUAAAUAUAAACCAGGUGAAAAAGUGAAAAGCUGUUGAACAUAAUGUCAUUUUAAGGAAAUAUUUUUACACUUUGUCAUAGAAAUCUUUGUAUGCAAACAAGCUUUGAUUGGUAUCAUUUAAGAAAUAACUGAAGCUCAGAUUACUUUAAAUAAACUUAGAAUUAAAGGUAUACUCUGCAGGAUUUGAUGGUUACUGUUUGUAAAUGCACCAUUCAAAGUUGGCUGAGUGAGCGAGAGAGAGCAGCAGUUCAAGGGUGUGGUGAGAACAAAGCAGUGAAUCAGAAUCUGUUUUCUGACUGUUUCACAGCAAUUAUUAUCUAAAGGACAAAUGAGCAUGCCCACACUUCUGGCACAACCCUGCAAGACGCUGCCACGUUGCCAGAAUUUGCAUGACCGUUGCUGAAGCACACACUUCUUCCUGUCCACUGUCUCUCUGCUUUACCUGUGUGUAGCUCAGUCCCUCAGUCAAACAGAGACACAGCUCUAUACACACAUCCAUGACUGACAGAGAGCAGAAGAGAGAGACAGAGGUUGCUACUUUUUUAUCCCUCACACCCUGCACACUGUUACUGGCUGGGGGGGUACGCACCCACUGCUCAAAGGUUACAGCCCAGAAACAUUCUGAACACAGCAAAAUACGAAGAAAAUACAGGCAGAGGGCAGAUUCUCUGUAGAUAAAUACACCCCUAAACACUUCUAGUGGAAGUGGAGAGUGAGAGGGAUUUUUGCAUUUUUGUAUGCGUCAAUACAUUGUUUUUUUUAGGGAAAAUCCUGCAGAAUAUACCUUUCAUGUAUAAUUACUGUCAAGACUUCAAAGUAGCUUAUUGUAUAGAAUUUUCAUAUUCAAAUGUUGUUGUGAUCUUUUUUGUUUAUAAUGAUUAAAUUUGAUUAAACUGUU
Messenger RNA from Lates calcarifer (barramundi perch), 5857 nucleotides. RefSeq lists its product as uncharacterized. NCBI's taxonomy places the organism in Eukaryota, Metazoa, Chordata, Actinopteri, Centropomidae. The record is from RefSeq and is a predicted model, not a curated record. The transcript is spliced from 18 exons. The coding region runs from base 207 to 4349 and encodes 1380 amino acids.